AUCUGAAAGAAGCUGCAUAAAUAUUCAGUCAAAUCUCGAUAAGAUUUCAACCUGUUGCAGAGAUUGGCAACUUGCUCUAAAUGUUCAGAAAGAAAUCAACAAAAUGGCAGAAGCAUUUCUACUUCAGCAAGGACACACAAGGGAAAAAUUGAUGGAAGAAGCCAUGCAUAUUCAAAGAAUCAUUCCAGAGAGAAAUAUUGAUGAGAUAUAUUCAUCACUUGAAACUUUCUUUGAUGACCCAAAGAGGGUACAGAGAGUUGUGCUCAAAUUUUUAGACCAUGUAAGGGUAGACAAAGACACUGCUGGUGAGGCCACUGAAGAGUUACCUAAGAGAGCUAGGAAAAGAAACUAUGAUGCUGACCGUAAUCAACCAUCUACAUCAGGAAUUCCACCAAAAAAGCCUUCUAAAAUUCAUGUUAAGAGUGAUGCAAAUGAAGACAACAAGACUGAGAAUGUUGGUGUGUCAACACAUAGUGAUUCUCGUCCAGCAGAGAGUGACAAAGUUACCAUAGCAGAUGGGCUGGAUGUAGUUUUAGAUCAGUGUAAUUUGGUGAAUAGAAGUGAUUCAGUUAGUGAUGUUAGUUCAGAAAGUGACAAGUUUAAUGAAAUUAAGGAAUAUUUGUGGCAAAAUGAAGGAUUUGCAUUCUCAUCUGAAGAUGAACUUGAACUUUCUGAUCCAGAUGUAAUGGAUCCUAGUUCUGAACCAGUUAAGAAUGUCAAUGCAAGACAGAGGGAUGAAGUAAGUAAUGAACCAUCAACCUCUUUUUGGGAUCCUACAGUUCCAAGACAUACUGGAAAUGGAAAUCAUAAGAACACACUUGACAGGAACCUUCCAGUUGAUUUGACACUGCCUGGACCAUCUACUGCAAACUAUGAUGAUUUACUUGCUCCUCCUCAACUUGAUGACAGCGAUGUUGUAUGCAUUGACAUUAAUGGGGUGGAUGAUGAAAAGAAACAAGCAUAUUACAAUUCUCUCAUUGAAAUUUUCCCUGAUGCGCAGAAGGAUUUUCUGAGAGCAAUAUGCGAUAAAUGUUCACAAGAUGCCGACUGGUUAAGUAAUGCUAUAUCAGGUUUAUUGGAAAAUGGUUACCCAAAAGCUGCAGAUAGCAGUGAACAAGAAGGGGAGCAAGCAGCAAACCAGAAACUUUCUGGAAGAACAGAAGAAGAAAAGAAAAUGAUAAUAGAUGAAAAUUAUACUAAUCUGCUUGCUAUAUUUCCAAAUGCUGAUCCAACUUAUAUAAGAGAGACCUGUGAACAGAUUGCAGAUGAUGAAGACGCAAUGAAAAAAUUUGUUAGUGACACUUUAGAAAGUGGCAAGUAUCCAACAUUAGCAGAGUAUGAGGAACGAAUGAAAGUAAUGGAAAUUAGAGAGAAGUAUCUCAAGAAUUUCAAAAUUGAAGAGUUUCUGGAAAUUUUUCCUGAUCCUUUUAAGUACUUCUUUGAAGAAAAAAAAAAUGAUGAAAAAGAGUCUGAGUUAAGUUUAAAUUACCUAAAAUCCCGUUACAGAAAAAUACGUAUAGUAGUUUUGCAAGAAUAUUUGAUGAAAAAUAAAUACAGUCUCACUAAAGCAUGUGCAGAGUUAGACAAAUGCCGGAAUUUUAUGAAAUCAAAGCGUGGUGAACAUGAAAUACAGUACAAUGAAAAAGACAUGAAGAAUAUUCCAUUUAUGCAGGAGGUAGCCUUUAUUGAAAACAAAGAAAAGAUAAAAAAAUAUCUAAAUGAAAAGGAAUUGAAGAGAGUUAAAUCAUUCAAAAAGGCUAAGGAAAAUAAUGAGUUGCUGGAGUGUGGUUGUUGCUAUGAUGAUGAAGUUCUAGCAGAGGACACUGUCACAUGUAUUGAAGGUCAUAUAUUCUGCAAAACCUGCUUGCAAAAGUACGCUGAAACCCAAAUUGGAGAUGGAAAAACUAUCUUUACAUGUUUAAGUAAUUGUGAUGCAGAGUUCAGUCUCAAGAUGUUGCAGGGUGUUCUCAGACCUUCAGUUUUUUCAAAAAUGUUACAAAGGAAGCAAAUAGAAGAGGUUAAAUCAGCAGCUAUUCCUGGCUUAGAAGUAUGCCCAUUCUGUGAUUUUGCUUCCAUUCCCCCAGAAGAAGAUAAAAUAUUUCGCUGUCUAAAUCCUGAAUGCAUGAAAGAAUCUUGCAGGAAAUGUAAAGAGCUCAGUCACAUACCUCUGCGAUGUGAAGAAGUUGAGAAGCCUGAAGAAGUGAAGAUAAGAACUUACAUUGAAGACAGGAUGACCCAGGCAUUAAUAAGAACAUGUUGGCGAUGUGAAAAAAAAUUUAUCAAGAUUGAUGGUUGCAAUAAGAUGACAUGCACCUGUGGGGCUCUAAUGUGCUACAUUUGCCGCAAACCUGUAAAAGAUUACACACAUUUCAAUGGAGAAGGUGGUACAGAGUACCAUAAGUGUCCACUGUUCAGUAAAAAUGAUGACCUACAUGUCAAGGCUGUGGAAGAAGAAGCAGCAAAGGCUAGAAAUGAGGCUCUAGCUAAGAAUCCCAAUAUACAAUUGAAACAUGAUCCAACACACAUACUUCCAGAACGGACUCAGCCAGAUGUUCCUGAUCGACAUAAUGUUCAUUUUGUGCCGUAUAAUGGAAGAUAUCCAGUUCAUGUCAAUUUACACUUGCCAGCAGGUGCAGCGGAAAUUUUGCCAGCCCGCCGUCACCACAAUGUACACCCUCCGCCAGGUGGUGCAGCAGAGCUGAAUUGGCUGAAUCCAGUAAUUGCUGUAGGUCAGCAACGUUUCAUGGUAGCCCAGGGGCCUCAUAUUGUGGUGGAAGGACCCAGGCACGGUGCCAGGCUAAUAGUUCCCCCUGGAAUCGACAAUGGGCCAGAAGCACAAGGACAACAGGACAGGCCUGCUGUGAGGCUAAUAGUGCCCCCCAGAUUCGACAAUGGGCCAGAAGCACAAGGACAACGGGACAGGCCUGUGGAACGGGUUCAGCUGGCCAGACCGGCAGUGGGACAGGGUCAGCAAGUCGUGGCAAUGGCGCAGGCAGUAGUGGCAGCAGCUGUGCACCAGCAGCACGCCAGGGUGAUAGAAUUGGUGCACGGUCAGCGGGCCAGGGCGGCAGAAGCGGCGCACGGUCAGCGGGCCAGGGCGGCAGAAGCGGCGCACGGUCAGCGGGCCAGGGCGGCAGAAGCGGCGCACGGUCAGCGGGCCAGGGCGGCAGAAGCGGCGCACGGUCAGCGGGCCAGGGCGGCAGAAGCGGCACGUGGUCAGCGGGCCAGGGCAGCAGAAGUGGCGCACGGUCAACGAGACAGGGCGGCAGAAGCAGCACAUGGUCAGCGACCCAAAGGAGCAACACAGCGUCAUCAGGUUAGGCUGGUGGCAUCAGCAGGAGGGGCUCAGGCUCUGCAGGCCAGGCAAGGUGCUCAGGGACAGCAGGUGAGGUUGGCAGCAGCACAGGGACAGCAGGCAAUGCCAGCAGCAGCACAGGGACAGCAGGCAAUGCCAGCAGCAGCACAGGGGCAACAGGCAAUGCCAACAGCAACACAGGAGCAGCAGGCAAUGCCGGCGGCAGCACAGGGACAGCAGGCCCGACCUGUGGUGCCGCACCGUCCGGUUAGGCGAGCAGUGGAGGCUCAGAGAGGCAGUCCUGUGGCACACCUGCUGUUAGCAAGAGUUCAGCGGCAGCUGCCACCACCUGCAGGUCAGCCUGCAGCUCAGCUGGAAGUUCCUCUAGUCAACCAUCCUCCACUAGCAGCUGAUGACUUUGUUGCCCAGUGGUUAGCUGCAAUUCCACCCGAGCUGGAAAUACCAGUCGCUCAGGAUCAACAGAGACCGCAGGAACCUUUGCCACAUUAGAGAGGACAAAUUGUCUUCUUAAAAAACUACAUUUUUAGUAUCUGAUAGGUGAAUAAUUUCAGACAAUUUGUGCCAAUUGUGUGUGAAGUUUUCAUCACAUGUUGUUGUUCAGAAUCCUAUUACUUUAUUAUCUGUGUCCCCCCUAAAGGUUACGUGCUGUAAACCUGGAAUAACAUCAUGUUAUUGGAUGAGAGUGUUACUGAAUAAACCAGUGUGUUACUUAACCUAGUAUGUUUCCUAUGUGGAACCAGUGCAACCUAUACGGGCUGAAAUGGACCCGAGUCGGCUGUAAAAAUAUUGUAUACCGUCAGUAGCAGCUGUUUACACAACCCAUUGAAGCACAAAAAUUUAACAUUUUUCUGUGAAUUCUCUCUCUACAUAUACAGCAAAGAAUGUUAAAUUAUGUACUGUGUGAUGGUCUCUCUCUCUAUCUGUGUGUGUGUGUGUGUGUGUGUGUGUGUGUGUGAGAGAGAGAGAGAGAGAGAGAGAGAGAGAGAGAGAGAGAGAGAGAGCGAGCUUAGCUGAAAGAGCUAAACACAUUAAUAUGUUUUUCUGAGAAUGUAUAAAAAUAUUGUAAAUCGGCAGGGGUCUCUCAGUUUCUCGAAUAAAAAAAAAAAAAACUUUGUGUCUCUUUUAAAUAAACAUCCUGUAAAGCUUUUAAUUUGUGACUUCACUGUUACCAAUUCAUAUAUAUGUAUAUCCCUUGUUAUUAAGUUGAAAGUCAAAAGAUACUGAGCAAAAGUCUAUACAAAUCAUAUAGUAUGAUUUUGUAUAUAAUAUAAUAUUCCAUAAUUUAAUGCUUAUUUGAAAAUGGUUCAUUCUGAAAUUUAAAUUGUCAUUUUAAGAAUGAUUUAGCAGAGUUAACUGGGGAUCCUCUGGUAUAUAUUUUUCAGAUGUAGCACAACAUGUGAAGAUGUCUUACCAAAGAAAAACUUGUACAGUGUAUAUUUAAGGAAAAAAUACGCUUAGAUUGUAUUUUAUGUCCUGUGUAUGUGCGUCUCCCCCCCCCCCCCUCCCCUAUCAAACUGUUACAGAGAGCAUAGACUGAUAAAAACAGGCUCCAUGGUGUGCAAAAAUAGCCAGCUAGUUAUCACAACAAACGCUUCUUAAGAGUUGAAGACACCUCAAAACAGUACUCCCCAUAUUAUGCUGAAUAAUUUAUGUAACAUUCAUUCUAUCUUUUGGUGUGUUCUCUACUCAUGUGAAGCAAUUUUUAAUAUUCUGAACACUUUACUAUUUGCAGUCUAAAACCGAUACUGAGUAAAAAUGAUUCAGUGGUAAACUGUCAGUCCCGAGCAAGUAGAGGCCAGUUAAAUAAUAGUGUCUUGAUGAGACAGGAAAACUCUAAAAUAGACACACUCAGGAGGAACAAGGAAAUAAUGGGAGAUGUUUUUAAGCUUUGUUUCAUAGUGGUAAGAAAAUUUGAGGUGAUGACAUAUCACUCUCAAAUUCAGAGGCAGCUGUGCUAACAUAUGAAGCUGGUUGUAUGCAGUUACUUUGUAAUCUAUAGAAUGUAUACUGUUUCAGGGUUGUCAUAUACUUACCUUGUUUGUUUACAUCAUGGAAUCAUUUCUAUUUAUGUAACCUCUAUAUUUUCAUUAUAUCAUAAAAGGCAAAGGCUAAUCAAUGGUUCUGACCAUUGUUGCAUGCAUUUGAAUCUGUUAAAUACUUUUUAUGGAGUAUCAGUAGAAUCGAGGAUUUCAUAACUUUCUUUAAAAUCAUUAUAAUGACCUUACUGAGGGAUGUUGUUCUGUAAUCUAGUAGUAUGUGACACAACUACUGUGGUGGAACUUUGGCACAAGUAAAAGAAUUUUAAGAAUGAAGGUCUUAUAUUGAUCAGGAGAUUCCGUUGUUGUUGUAGAAGUGAGAUAGUGAUGAGACGUGGAAGCAAAAAACAUGGUGUCAGCAGCUGUGCUUGAAGUGAGUUACUAGGUCGAAGCAAACACCAUUUGUCCUUUGUCUAACAUGGAAUUUGCACAUUAAAUGAUCAAUAAAAGUUUGCUUAGAGAGAAUGGGGAUUAAGCUGCAGAGGAAGAUAAAACAUAUGGCAAAUUUUAAUUUACUGACAUUGAACCAUCUCUAACCUACAGGGAAAAAAAGAAUGCAUUUACUGUGGAAGUCUAAAAACCAGAUCAUGGUUCUCCCUUUCCACUCACAUUCUUUUGCCACAAUCAUCUUGUCCCCUUCCAUCACUCCACUACCAAUUAUUUUUGUUCUACCCCAUUACAGUUUUGUAGCAGUUUUUGCUUUAAACUGUCAUUUACACAAGGAGCCUGACAGCUGAUUUUCUGCAUUUGCAGUAUUGUUUAUUUAUAUACUUAUUCAUUACUCCUAGUACUGUAGCAACAAAAUUACAACUAAGCCAUAGAGUGAGUACUGCAUAAGACAUUAUUUGGCAAUUUACACAUAUGUGUUUUGCAUGCACAGAGUGCAAUGGUACUUCAUCUGUUCCCCUCGUGAGUAUCCCUUCUGCUUUAUCUCUUCAGCACUGCAAAAGUGUGUGUUGUGCUUGUAUUAUUUCAUUUUGUGUAUGUUUAUGAGUUUGGACAUCAAAGUGUGUGAUUUUUAUAUUUCUGCUGUUGUGUUUAUUUAUAAGAGUUUUUAACAUAAUCUUUUAUAAUUUUAUACAUUAUUGAAAAUAAUCAUAUGGUUCCUUUUAAUUAUAUUCCAUAGUGUUAUAUCUCUUUUAAUUAUAUUCCAUAGUGUUAUAUCUCAAAAAUCAAUGUUGAACAGUUUGAAUGUGAUGACAUUGAAUAUGAAUAUAUUGUUGUGAUUUUAUGACAGUAUUUU
Molecule: messenger RNA, 6595 nt
Organism: Schistocerca cancellata (South American locust)
Lineage: Eukaryota; Metazoa; Arthropoda; Insecta; Orthoptera; Acrididae
Exons: 10
Coding region: 104-3805 (1233 amino acids)
Source: RefSeq, a predicted model, not a curated record